AAGAUAAGACCCCUUACUAGUACUAUGCCCCGAGCCACCACUACUGCUCCUUUCUCUCUCCUCUCUCUCUCUCAUCAGUAGUACACAGUAGCUUCUGUUCUCUUUACUUUCCUCAUACCCAACUCUCAGUUUUCCUCCAAUUUCUCAAUCCCCAUCCACAUUUUCUCGGAAAUGAAGACAAUUAUCUCCAAAGGGAAGCCCUCUUCUGUGAUUCUUACUCUUCUGAUAAUUUUAUUAUCACCAAACGCGUCACAAUCCACUUCAAAUUCAUGGGUCGGAUCCAAGUACCAGAUCGAAUGCACAAUGUGCUCCUCCUGCGACAACCCAUGUAACCCCUCCCCUCCACCACCCUCUCCGCCGCCACCGUCGGUACCAAAAUCCCCCAAUUGUCCUCCGCCGCCUUCUCCGCCAAGCUCAGGGGGGGCGUACUACUACUCCCCGCCGCCACCAUCUCAGCCCACCUACACUAACGCGCCGCCUCCGCCGAGUGGUUUCAUCGGCGGCGGUUACUAUCCUCCUGCGUACAACAAUUAUCAUACGCCACCUCCGAACCCGAUUGUUCCCUACUUCCCAUUUUACUAUCAUGUCCCACCACCUGGUGUACGCUCUGCCUCUGUUCAAUUGACAAGUUCUCUAGCUUACACGAUUGCUCUGUCUUUCGUUUCUCUCUACUUAUUUUGAAGCAAAGAUCGAAAACUCAGUUGGAAUAAGGUGGCAGAUUUGCAGAUCUACAAGCUUGAUGGUGAGAGAAAGUGAUGGUCUUGAGAAUUUUCUGAUCUCAGAAAAAUACACACAAUCCUGAUGCAUAGAAUAAGACACUACUCUGUGGAAGAUGAAAGCAAGAAUGAUAAUGAGGACUGAACUCAAGUAAUCUUUUUCUCUCUA
This is a messenger RNA of Cornus florida, 885 nucleotides long. Its product is annotated as leucine-rich repeat extensin-like protein 1. Lineage: Eukaryota; Viridiplantae; Streptophyta; Magnoliopsida; Cornales; Cornaceae. The record is from RefSeq and is a predicted model, not a curated record. Bases 172 to 681 code for a protein of 169 amino acids. The transcript has a single exon.